AACAGGUCAAGAGACCAAGAGAGAGAGAGAUCUCAAUGGAAGAAAGAGAUACUCCUAAAAGCUCCAUUGUUUAUUAAAGAAGACAUAAGACUUUAAGGAAGUUCAGUGGAAGCUCCAUUCUGUUUACUUCUAAAAAGCUUUUAGAUUUGAAAAGUUGCUAUCUACUCUCAAAUAUCUUUUUGAACUGCUCUCUCUCUCUCUCUCUCUCUCUACUCUUUCACUGCUUCAGCCUUCUCCAUGAGGGUGGUGGCUAAUAUGCCGUCGUCGUCGUCGCCGCCGCCGCCAUCUUUGAGCAAGAAGAGCUCUAAUGAUGAUCAUAAUGAUCAUUCUGAUCAGCUUAGAAGAGGCCCAUGGACUCUCGAUGAAGACAAUCUUCUCGUUCAUUGCAUUGCUCGUCAUGGCGAGGGCCGCUGGAAUUUGCUUGCAAAACGUGCUGGAUUGAGAAGAACAGGCAAGAGUUGCAGACUCAGAUGGCUGAAUUAUCUAAAGCCAGAUGUUAAGCGUGGAAAUCUUACUCCUCAAGAACAGCUCUUGAUCCUUGAUCUCCAUUCUAAGUGGGGAAACAGGUGGUCGAAAAUUGCACGAUAUUUACCAGGAAGAACGGACAACGAAAUCAAGAACUACUGGAGAACUCGAGUGCAAAAACAGGCAAAGAAUCUGAAAAUAGAUGCUAAUAGCUCUGCUUUCCAGGAAAUAAUCAGAUAUGUCUGGAUUCCAAGAUUGCUUCAGAAGAUUGAAGGAUCAAGCACUUCAUCUUCACCAUCAUCAUCAUUAUCAACAUACCCAACAGUCUCUGAUCAGCCUGUGAAUUGUUCUGCUCCUGAUUUACCACCACCACCACCACCACAACAGGAAGUUUCCGGUCAUCAUCAGGGGCAUGUCGACCACAACUCAGACUCAGAGCAUGGUUCAAAUUCUUGCAUUUCUUCAACAGAAUCAAUGAAUCGCUCACAAAUAUCUGAAUUAUCAGAAUACCCAGCUAGUCCUUUUCAUUCCAUGUGUACCUUUCAGAAGGAUUCCUUCUAUGUUGAUAACUUGGACACCAUGACCUUGGCAACUCUGUCUGUCACUGAAGGAGGUUUUCAGAACUCAACAUGUGAACCUCACGUGUCGGAAAGCAAUUGGGUUGAAUAUGAUUUUGGAGAUAACAUGUGGAACAUGGAUGAAUUUAUGGCAAUUUAGGAGCUAACAAGAAUUGGGAAAUCAAAUCUUAGGAUCUUGUUCUCUUGGAUGCUCCAACUAAAUUUUAUUAGUUAUAAAGUAUCUUAAGUUUGUUAA
Molecule: messenger RNA, 1278 nt
Organism: Manihot esculenta (cassava)
Lineage: Eukaryota; Viridiplantae; Streptophyta; Magnoliopsida; Malpighiales; Euphorbiaceae
Product: transcription factor MYB78
Exons: 3
Coding region: 238-1182 (314 amino acids)
Biological process (GO): regulation of DNA-templated transcription
Cellular component (GO): nucleus
Molecular function (GO): sequence-specific DNA binding; DNA-binding transcription factor activity
Source: RefSeq, a predicted model, not a curated record